This is a messenger RNA of Dothidotthia symphoricarpi CBS 119687, 1335 nucleotides long. RefSeq lists its product as uncharacterized. The transcript has 2 exons. Gene Ontology annotation, molecular function: protein binding. NCBI's taxonomy places the organism in Eukaryota, Fungi, Ascomycota, Dothideomycetes, Pleosporales, Dothidotthiaceae. The coding region runs from base 1 to 1335 and encodes 444 amino acids. The record is from RefSeq and is a predicted model, not a curated record.
AUGGCCGCCGACGUGCUGUCCCGCCGCAGCGAGCCGGCCUCGACAGCGCCCACGGGCCCCAACCGCACCUCGCUGCCCCCGCUGCUCACCUCCCCGCCCUCCAAGGCCAAGCUCGAGCGCGCCAGCUCGUACAUGAACAAGCGCCUGUCCACUCUGUCCACCGUCUCCAACGUGUCCGCCACACAGCCCUCGGCCCGCUCGCGUCCCCAGUCGACCGCCUUCCCCGUCUUCCACUCCAGCCUGCCCUACUCGCUAGUCCGCGACUUCGCCUACGACCCGCUGCACCCGCUCUUCUACGGGCCGCUGCCCGAACAACACUCCAAUGUCUCCACCCCGGGGAGCGAGAAGAGCAGGAGGCUGUCAGACCCGCCGCCCGUGCCCUGGCGCAGCGACCGCGGGUGGUCUGCCGGCGCCGCCGACUCCAGCGAGCAGCUCCCGCAGACGUCCUUCGCAGACGGGCCGCCCUACAGCGAGGACGACGACAUCUCCAGCCCCAUCGUCACCAGCCACCACGGCGCACGCCACAAGAAGCACAAGUCCAACACGGUCGACUUUGACCACACGCGCGGGCGGCGGGGCUACCCGGAAGAAUAUCGGCGCGGCUCGCUGGUCGACCCCAACGGCGAGAGCAGUCGCAGCUUCCCUGCAGGCGAGGUCAGCGAACCCGCCAACGGCGUCAGCAGCGAGUACAUCACAUACCCCCCCGAGUCGUCCAGCCUGAGUGUGCCCGUGGGCGCCUCACGACGCGACUCGCACUUCGCCGCUACCCUGCCCCCGCGCACGUAUGCAGACGAACAGGGCCCGCCCUACGACUCUGACGAAGACAUGUCCGAGCCAGAAGACUACAUACAUAACGACAACCGCUUUUCGCGCGACUACCAAUUCACCAUUGCCUCGCCCGACGAAGAGAUGCAUGGCAAAGCAGUCGCCCUCUUCGACUUUGCCCGCGAAAACGACAACGAACUGCCCCUCGUAGAAGGACAGGUUAUACUGGUCUCCUACCGCCACGGCCAGGGUUGGCUCGUCGCGCAAGACCCCAAGACGGGCGAGAGCGGCCUCGUGCCGGAGGAGUACGUGCGCCUGCUGCGCGACAUCGAGGGCGGCUGGAACGGGCUCAUGAACGGCAGCAUACAAGCGCAGAUGCAGAUGCAGUCACAAUCGCAGUCGCAGUCACACCACAAGGACCUAGAGCCCUACCCCAAAGACCGCCUCGCUACCCCGACGAAUCCAGAUGGCGGCACUAUCGGCAAGGCGCGCGAUGCUGGCGGUGUGGGGAUGGAGGGUGUGGAGCGUGGACCCGACGCCAACGCUGAGGAGGCGCGGUGGAAUCCUUGA